AUGACUGGCACAGGACUAGAAGGGAGAGGAAGACCUACAUGCCCGAGGAUGAUGGAUGACAGAAGUACUAUGCUGCACAUCCUGGAGGAGCCUCAGAUGAGGCAGGAAGGGGAGAGGAUUCGAACUUUUAACAACUGGCCAGCAGAUGCUCCUGUAACAUCUGGAGAGCUGGCCAAGGCGGGCUUCUUUUUUCUUGGCUCUGGGGAUAAGGUCCAAUGUUUCUGCUGUGGAGGGAUUUUAAGAUGUUGGGUUCACGGGGACAACCCAUCUGAUGAGCACAAGAGGCAUUUUCCCUCUUGUAGUUUCAUUCAGGGUCAAGCUGUGGGAAAUAUUCCCCUUCAAACGGGAUCCCCUGACUCUGUGGACGGCCAGCUGCUGAGCCAACUCCAAAGGAUGACCAUGGAUGACCAGGGGACAGCUGGACAAGCUGUCUACCCAGAGAUGGACGCAGAGGAUACCCGGCUCACCACUUUCCACAACUGGCCCACUGAGGCCUCAGUGCAGCCGGAUAUUCUUGCCAGAGCUGGAUUUUUCUACACAGGUGCUCAUUCUCUCUCUUUAAAGCCUAAAAAAACAUCUGAAUCCUGCUUAUUCGCCCCUUUAAAAUGCCAAGUGAUUCACAUUUGAGUAUAUUUCAGGGAAUAUUCAGCGUUGACCCAGUCGCUGCUAGAGUGACCUCUCUUUGUGAGGGUUCAUGGUACAAUUGUGGUGCUGACUCAUGAUUUUGCGGACAGAAUGACCUGGACAAAGCUGGGGCCGUUAAAGGAGUGCAGAUCCACAGCUUCAGGAAACACAGAGGUUGUGGGAACAAUGUGACAAGAACCAAGACAAAAACAUAGACUAAUCAUGUUAAACAACAAACCAACCAAGUUUAGACAGAGGCUAGGAGCAAAAAAAGACUUGAAAGUGGAGGAGGCUGUUUUGUUUAGUUGAGGUUUUUUAGCAUUUUUGCUGUGAAGCAGUCCACUUAACAGAAGCUUUUUGCUUUUUCCAGAAGGAUAUAUUACUUAUCACCAAAAACCACUUACAGAACACUGUUUGAACUUCCUUAAAUCACAUGAUUUAUUUAAAAGUGUUUUUUUUCAUGUGUAAAGCUAAGCUUUUGCUUUAUUUGAACAGAAUUAGAACUCCUACAAAGUUUUUAGUUGGUUGUGAAACAGGUCGAAAUUUAUUCAGGGGUCUACAAAAGCAAACAAGAAACAAACUCAAACUUUCUGAUAUAAAUUGACCUCUAUGCCAUUUCAUCCAUCAAGAAUAAAAGCUAGUCAGAUGCUCAUCUAGCAAAUCUUCUCACCAUAGUUCUGUUCCUACUCACAGGUCACGGCGACAAUGUCAAGUGCUUCUACUGUGAUGGAGGGCUGAGAAACUGGGAGCCAGGGGAUGACCCCUGGCAGGAGCAUGCCAAAUGGUUUCCACGGUAGGAAUAGAAAUCUUUACAGCGCAGAUACGAAGUCAUGAGUUUCAAAAUUAUGUAUGAAUAAGAUUGCGUGUGUUAUUUGUGUUCUGCAUUCUUGCUUUUGCAGAUGAUAAAGCAACCUAUUUUCUUUUCUCAGGUGUGCCUUUUUAAUCCAGUCAAGAGGACAGGAGUAUAUCAGUAACAUACAGGAUGCUCACUUCCAUCUGGGUGAGACUGUGGUGAGAGCCUUUCCUCCCUGUUAUCAGCACACGCUAUACUCGCAUACUGACAAAUGACAGUUUUGACACCUCUUUUUGUGUGUAAAACCAAUCAUGUAACCGUUUAUACUCACCGUGAAUAUAAAAUAUGAUUGUAGGGAGGAUCACAGAGCUCCAUGGGCAGAGACAUCGGACCCAGAGGUGGUAAGUCAUACAAAACGGAGACACAGCGAAGAAAGAUGCAUGAGCAAACUUAACGCCACCAAGUAAACCUGGAUAAUAAGAUAUAAGUUCACACAAAAUAGGGAGAGGUUAGCUUAAUCGCAGAUAAUGGGAACAAAAGGCAGCAACCAGCUGAUUUAAUAAUCUUAGGAUCUGCAAAUUAUAUAUAAAAAAACAUUUUGGAUGAAUAGACGAGCAAAUCAGACACUGAACUGACUCUCUUUAGAGUAAGCAGGUCAUUCCUGUUUCUUUGUGAGUCUGCAGAAAGUGAACCAUUAGCAUGCUCAAUUACCUGAGCUAAUGUUUGCUAUAGGAUUGGGAUAAUUAGAGACCGCUGCUCAUGGUCUAAUUGAAGUCACGAGAAAGCAGUUAUUCCUUACAACCAAGGAGCCACACUUUUAAGCCUUUUCAGCGUAUAAACAGAGGCGAUGAGGUUUAAAAUGUUAAUUUAUCAGGAGAAAAAAAGCAAGAUUUGUCAUUUAUGUCCCCAUUUCUUUCUCUGUCUGUCUCUGAGCACUGGUUUACUCUCCCUUAGAUAUGGUGGGAGGUCUGCAAGCAUCCUCAGCCAUGCUGACUCCUGUGGUGCAGACGGUGCUACAGAUGGGCUUUGAAUCCAACCUGGUGGAGAGUCUGGUCCAGACCAAGUACCUACUGACAGGCCAGCACUACACCUCUGUGUCUGACCUGGUGACUGACGUGUUACAGGCCGAACAGGAGGAAAGACAGAGAGCGCCACAGAGCAGAGGUAACACCAUCAUAUCUUACUAUAACCUUAAAAAUCAUUGAAUUUUAAAUAUUCAACGUAUGAACGGCCUUUUUUGAUAUAUGUGUGUCUUCCAGAGACUGGAACAAGGCAGGGUCCGAGCACAGGAAAUGUGAGGACGCAAACAACCAUAAGAGAGAGAGGUUAGAGGUCAACAUUUUUAAAAUCUGGCAGAAAAUAAACUCUGAAGUGUUGGAGUACCAGUGCACUAAUGCUUUCUGUGUGUGUGUUUUCAUCCACAGUUAAAGACCCGAGCCCCGAGGAGCUCCUGAGGCAGCUGCAGGAGGAGAGGACAUGUAAGGUGUGUAUGGACAAACUAGUGUCCAUUGUCUUCAUCCCCUGUGGACACCUGGUGGUGUGUGGGGACUGCGCCGCCAGCCUGCGUCACUGCCCCAUCUGCAGAGCUGUGAUCAGAGGCAGCGUGCGAGCUUUCAUGUCCUGA
This is a messenger RNA of Xyrichtys novacula (pearly razorfish), 3041 nucleotides long. The record is from the annotation of a GenBank genome assembly. NCBI's taxonomy places the organism in Eukaryota, Metazoa, Chordata, Actinopteri, Labriformes, Labridae.